CCCUCCACCGCAUCACCUGUGGCAUAGCCCGAUGACUAAAUAAAUGUCUCUUUAAUGUCUUGUUUUGAGUUAUUUUCACAUGCCCGGGGGUGUGUGGGAUUCGCUUGCCCGGCCAGAUGAAGGCUUGACAAGCGCUGGGAGGAGCGGCGGGCGGGGGCCCGAAGAUUGUUUCCACUUUCUUGGGGAUGAGAACUCCUCCCUCAGCCUCUUCCCUCACAUCGUUACAACUUUUCAGGAAACGUCUAAUAAAGACAUCAUCAUCCCAUGUUUGUCAUCUCGGCAUCUUGUUAAUGGCUUUUUUUUUAUCAAUGGGCCUAUGCUAUCAUUUAAGGGCAUAUGGGGCGGGGUAAACAAUAGCUUUGCCUGUUCAGAUUAUUUUGCAUAUGUCCCAGAAAACAUUUCCUCAGCAUAAACAUCAUAGCAAAAUACAUCACAUCCUAAUUUGACAUAUUUCCCUCAGGGCAAUACGAUUUGUUUUACAGUUAAGUUAUAAUGGAGUGCGAGUUGGACUAUAAAAGUCUAUAAAAAAUAAAUAUCAAGGUCAGUCGAAAAUAUGUUGUAUUUUAUUCUAGAACAAAAUAUACACCAGACCUCACACAUGCAUUCAACGAUCAUUUUGUGAAUGCUCACACGAUUCAGAGAACAGACGUCGCUCACAAGAAUUAAGGCUUUAAAAAUCAAUAUGAACUUUGUGUUGAGUCACUUAUUUCGUCUCAUUAGCUGGCCCCUCUUGAAGUUAUCAAACAACUGCCCACGGAGAGAUCUCCAGAGAUAACAAUGUCACAUUGUCACAUAAGGGCUCCCUACAAAUCCUUAAUUACAAAAAGGGGGAUCGGAUGACUGUGGCAUCCAAUACCGGGGUCUCCAGGCGGGUUGGGGCUCUUUGAUCAAGAAAAUCCAAUUAUUUGUGUAUGUACAUUUCCCACAUAGUGAUUACUUCAUUAAUUGUCCCGCCUUUAUCUCCUCCCAUCCCAUCCCCCCUAAUAAUCAGCUCUUUUAUCCAGACCAACAAACACACCAUAGGAGCUUUGUGGAUUCAAAGGAUUUGCUUCCCUCUCUCAAAGAGCCGCCAUUCUUUGAUGAUUGGGCAGCGGCAAACUUCAAAGUAAUAAAUCUUAGUGCUGACUGGCUGGCGUCCCACCAAAGUCCUUAUCAAAUCCUAAGAAGUGAUCCUUCACUCCCUCAGAUGGUCCAAGGAUAUCUCGAGGAGAGGAAGCGGGAGAGGUUACACUUUUUUGUACACAUGCGAAGACUUAUUUUGUGAUUUUUUUUUAUAUAUAUAUUAAAGGAACAGAGGCAGCGAUUUUUGUGCUUUUAAAAUUUGCGUGAACGAGUGGGGAAUACCUAACUUCAUUAUGGCAGCUGUGGCUGUUUUACGGAACGACACCCUACAGGCUUUCCUUCAGGAUCGCACUCCAAACUCUUCACCGGAAACCACUAAGCAUUCACCCCUGGCUCUGUUGGCGGCUACUUGUAACCGAAUUGGGCAUCAUCACGGGUCAAGCGCCGCGGACUUUCUCCAGGUCCCCUAUGAAACGACCCUCGGGUCUCCGUCUCGAAUUUUCCACCCGUGGAGUAACGAAGGAAAUCACCAGACCACUCUCACGAGCAAUUCCUCAUUUGGACUACAUACGAAAUCGCAGUUAUCUCACUUACAGGGCACGUACGCUUCCCACCACGAACUCCCUCUCACCCCGCCCGCGGACCCAGGCUACCCCUAUGACUUUUCCCCGGUGAAGAUGCUUCCAUGUUCCAUGCAGUCCUUGCAGUCGACGUGCACCCCAACAUACGUGCCCGCUGUCACAUAUGCAGCGCCCACUCAGGUGCCCACUGCGAUGUCAGGGUUUGUUACGGGACACUCUGGCCUGGUCCAUCAGCAACCGAGACAAUUAUCACCGAACCCGGGAGAGGACAUCCCGUGGUGGAGUCUUCAGCAAGGCAAUACCAUCACUCACUCCUCGCUCGGACAUCACCGGUUCCCGUUACAGAGGAGCUUGGUUCUGGGGCACACGGACUUCGCGCAGUAUCAGACCCAGAUCGCAGCCCUCCUUCACACCAAGUCUCCUCUGGCCACUGCCCGGCGGUGCAGGAGGUGUCGCUGUCCCAACUGCCAGUCGUCCAGCUCGAACGACGAGCCCGGGAAGAAAAAACAACACAUCUGCCACAUCCCCGGCUGCGGAAAAGUUUACGGCAAAACUUCGCACCUGAAAGCGCACCUGCGGUGGCACUCGGGAGAGAGGCCGUUUGUGUGUAACUGGUUGUUCUGUGGCAAAAGCUUCACGCGCUCGGACGAGCUGCAGAGACAUCUGAGGACUCACACAGGCGAGAAGAGGUUCGUUUGUCCGGACUGUUGCAAACGGUUUAUGCGCAGUGACCACUUGGCCAAACACGUCAAAACUCACCAAAACAAAAAGAUCAAACCUCACGACAAGACUCUGGAUCACGUCAAAAGGGAGGACACGAGACACGUGUAAGAGUCCAGUGUCAGUCAAAAUGACCUCUCACUCGAAACAGACAGUGCAAUAUUGCUCCAAUGAAAUUAAACAACACAAUGAAGAACCCCCGCUAAACAGGAGGCAUAGCCUGCUCAUAGCCCAAGUACUACAACGUUGGCCCCUACUAUUUAUUCAGUUUAUUUGACUGAAGUUCUGGCCUUAAAAGGAUUACAUCUUUUUUGAGUUUUGUCUGUGUACAUAGGAAAUAUUAAUCUAAAUAUGAUCCACUAUUUGGGACAUGUUUCAUGUGCCCAGGCUUGACAAUAUCUCUAAAUAUAAAACAAGUUUUCAACUUGUUUGUGAUUGGAUUCUUGUCUUCGGUGGAAGACCUCCUGCUCCUGUAAAUAUGAUUUAAUAGCUUUUGUUGAAUGAGAGUGUGUGUUCUUUUGCUCCAUGCUGGGGUGUUUUAAGCAUGCGACUACAACUAAAUAACCCUGUUGUUGAAAUGGCCCAAAAACUGUGUGUAAAAAAUAAAAGAGUCUAACAUUC
Molecule: messenger RNA, 2984 nt
Organism: Clupea harengus (Atlantic herring)
Lineage: Eukaryota; Metazoa; Chordata; Actinopteri; Clupeiformes; Clupeidae
Gene: sp5a
Product: Sp5 transcription factor a
Biological process (GO): regulation of transcription by RNA polymerase II
Molecular function (GO): DNA-binding transcription factor activity, RNA polymerase II-specific; RNA polymerase II cis-regulatory region sequence-specific DNA binding
Source: RefSeq, a predicted model, not a curated record